AUGCCGGUGGGCCGAAACAGCCGAGGCUGGACCCGGUGGAGGGAAAAAAAAGAGAAAAAAAAAAAAAAAGAGACAGAGAAAGAGAGAGACAAGGGAGGACGAGGAGGAGGAGGGGAGGAAGGAGGUGGGGAAAGACCUGCUCUCAUUGCCAGGCUCGGCAGCAGCCUUGGCCGCGGCUGCAGGAGCCACUCUCCCAACUUGGCGGCCUCCAGGGUGAGGGCAACGACCCAGGGACCCCCACCUCACCGCCCAGGCCUGGCAGCCCUGGGGACCCGAGCUCCUGCUCAUCCCCUGGCCGGUGCAGCCGAAAGCGGCCUGACGCCAGCCCCACCGGUGCCCCGGGGCUCACAGACCGCCGUGCCCCCGGGGCGGGGAUUUGGCGUGCCCCCCGAAUGCCGCCGGGAUGCCCGGAGCAUCGCUUUGCUAGCGCGGAGCCCGGCUCUGCUCCUGAACAUCGCCGCCGGCGGCUCUCGGCGUGAGCGGGCGGGUGGCCCUUUCCCCGCAGUGGGAUGGCCCCCGCCGCCCCGUGAGGGUCCGGGCCUCCCCGCCGGCGCCCGCCGGGUGGGGGCUCGCCGCCGCCCCGCCAUGCUGCUGGGCCCCUGGCUGGUGGCGGCGGCGGCGGCGGCGGCGGUAGCGGCGGGCGCCGGGGCGGGCUGCCCGGUGCUGUGCACGUGCCGUGGGCAGGCGGUGGACUGCAGCGGGCAGCGGCUCUUCUCGGUGCCCCCCGAGCUGCCGCUGGACACCGGCAACCUCAGCCUGGCCCACAACCGCAUCGCCAGCAUCCCGCCGGGCUACCUGGCCUGCUACGGCCAGCUGCGCGCCCUCGACCUGCGCAACAACUCGCUGGCGGCCCUGCCGGCCGGGCUCUUCCUGGGGGCUCGCCGCCUGGCCCACCUCGACCUCAGCUACAACAACUUCAGCCUGGUGGCGGCCGACAUGUUCCUGGAGGCCAGCGGGCUGCUGCGCCUCGACCUCAGCCACAACCCCGGCCUGCGGCGGGUGCACCCCCAAGCCUUCCGGGGCCUGGCCCAGCUGCGGGAGCUGGAUCUCAGCUACGGGGGGCUGUCGGCCAUCAGCCUCGACGCCCUGGAGGGGCUGCCGGGGCUGGUGGGGCUCCGCCUGGGGGGCAACCCCUGGGUGUGCGGCUGCGCCAUGGAGCCCUUCCUCAAGUGGCUGCGGGGACGCAUCCAGCGCUGCGCAUCGGAUUCACAGCUGGCCGAGUGCCGGGCCCCCCCCGAGGUGGCGGGAGCCCCCCUGCUCUCCCUGACGGAGGAGAGCUUCCAGGCCUGCCACCUCACCCUGACGCUGGACGACUAUCUCUUCAUCGCCUUCGUCGGUUUCGUCGUCUCCAUCGCCUCGGUGGCCACCAACUUCUUGCUGGGCAUCACCGCCAACUGCUGCCACCGCUGGAGCAAGGCCAGCGAGGACGAGGACGUUUAGGUACCACCACCGUCGCUGACGUCCCCCCGACCCGGCCACCCCGGCGGGGACGCCUGACUGUGCCUUGUCCUCGUCCCCUCCCGCCACCCCCCGUGCCAGGGUGGCCCUCGAGAUGCCAGCCCGGCUGUUGUGGGGGAGACUGGGGGAUGGAUCCCCCUCCUUUUGCCCCCAAAAGGGGAGUUUUUGCUCCAGCAGGCACCUGCCAGGAUUGCCACCCCCCAGCACCGUGAGCUUGGACCCCCAUGAGCUUGGAUCCCCCCAUUCCUGCUACCCAGGGCCAGCGGAGGCAGCGGCAUAGGGUCCCACGGGGGGGUCCCAUGGGAGCCUCCGUGCAGUGCUGCUCAGUGGGGGCCGGGGCUGCAGCCGGGGAGCAACAACCCCCCGCUUGGGAGAGAGCCCCCUGAAAGGAGCAUGCGUGUGCCUUGUGGGCUGCCAGCCGCCCGCCCUGGGGGGAAACCAAGAAAAUCCCCGCUUUCAGCCCAAAAGCAGCACCAGUGGAGUCCCCCCCAAAUCCUGCCCACACUCUCCAGCCUCCUCAAAAAGUGAGGGGGGCCAAGCCCAGGAGCCGGUGCCAGCACCCAGCUCAGCACCACCACUCCCGCAGGAGGGACCCGGGGGACGCCUGCACCUUGCCGGUGACAGCGGGCCAUGCCAGGACAGCACCGGGGACGUCGUGCCGGGCAGCAGGCCAGGCUGCGAGCAUCUCCCAGGGACAGCUCUCCCAGCCACGUUUCGGUCCUUGCCUUUCUCCUCUAAAGUCUCGCGCAGGUUUGGGGCCAAACCAGGCACCGAGCGCUGCUCGGCAGCUGGGGGACCCCAUCGCCUCAUCCCUGCUUGCCGCUGUAGGAAGGUUGGGAGGCGAAAGGAAUGCCCCAAAAAAGACAGAAAAGAAAACAAAGAAAAAAAAAACAGAAAGCCAACGAGCCCUCUGUCCAGCUGGGGCAGCCACGGUCCCUGUGCGUGUGUUUUACACCGUCUUCGCAGCCGGUUCUGUGGCCAGCGCGUGUCGGGCUGAGGGGGGCUCAGCACCUCCCAAGAAGGGUCUGCCCGUGAGUUGUUUUAUUUUCUUACCACAUUUCCCCCUGCGUGGAGGUAGAGUGUAGAUGUGGGUGCAGUUUAAAACCAAACUAACCAAAAAAAAAAAGAAAACUGGGAAAAAUGAGGCAAUAUGCUGGCUUGGUGAUGCCACCCCCACCACCGAGCAUCUCCCAGGGCUGGGACCCCUGGUAGCAGUGUGGAGGCAAAAGGCUGGGUGCACAAAUCACUGUAACCUCCCCACCCCCCCCAUGCCAUGGUAAGACCCCUUGGGACAUGGCCUCGGGCCCCUCCCCAGGUCCUGUGCCAAACCUGAGAGAGGCAGCUGUCCUGCGACGGGCCACCCUGAGCUGCAGUGAGGCAGGGCUGCACCCGUGGGGAGGUGGGACCCACAGCAAGGCUAUGCCCAUGGUGAGGCUGCGCCCAAGGCGAGGCUGCACCCAUGGUGAGGCUGCACCCAU
Messenger RNA from Phalacrocorax carbo (great cormorant), 2936 nucleotides. The record is from RefSeq and is a predicted model, not a curated record. Lineage: Eukaryota; Metazoa; Chordata; Aves; Suliformes; Phalacrocoracidae.